This is a messenger RNA of Esox lucius (northern pike), 2736 nucleotides long. It is a transcript of the gene tsr1, whose product is annotated as TSR1 ribosome maturation factor. Gene Ontology annotation, biological process: endonucleolytic cleavage of tricistronic rRNA transcript (SSU-rRNA, 5.8S rRNA, LSU-rRNA); ribosome biogenesis; maturation of SSU-rRNA from tricistronic rRNA transcript (SSU-rRNA, 5.8S rRNA, LSU-rRNA). NCBI's taxonomy places the organism in Eukaryota, Metazoa, Chordata, Actinopteri, Esociformes, Esocidae. Gene Ontology annotation, cellular component: preribosome, small subunit precursor; nucleus. The record is from RefSeq and is a predicted model, not a curated record. The transcript has 15 exons. Gene Ontology annotation, molecular function: U3 snoRNA binding; GTP binding; GTPase activity. The coding region runs from base 13 to 2616 and encodes 867 amino acids.
ACAAGCACCCCAAUGAAUGCACACCGGGCAAAAAGGGGUGGCCAGGAAGAAGUUGCGACAAAAAAUGCGGAAGUUAUCUACGCAAUCGAAGUUCGCGUGCGUUUUAGUCGCGUGGUGAAAAUGGUGGCUGGCUCAGAUCAACAGCAGGGCCAUAGAGCCGGCGCAUAUAAACAGAAAAACAAAGGACAUAAACAUGGCAAACAUCGGACGAAGGGAGAAAUUGAACGGGAGAGCAAGGGUAGAGUGUCUGUAACUGCACUCACCAAGAAACAGAGGAAGGAGGCUAGAAAAAUGGAUAAACGACACAAAGCCAACCAGCUCCGACGAAAUAAGAAGGAUCUGGUGCUGACAGAGAAACGUCGCCUGGGCAGCAGGGAUGGCCCCCCCCACACGGUGGCAGUGGUGGCCCUGCAUGCAGAUGUGGACACUGAGCCUGUGAUGAGGCUGCUGCGGUGUGAUGGGGCUGGCGGCCUGGUGCGUGAGGUCCAGAGUGUGUGUGGUGUUCCUGACAGCUUUGGCCUGGUCAUGCCUCGCUACAAACAAAGAUUCACCUUCUUCCGCGCUGAUACAGCUGACUUGCAUUCUUUACUGGAUGUGGUGAAGGUAGCAGACAGCCUGGUGUUUGUGCUGGAGUCCACAGAAGGCUGGGACAGCUAUGGAGAAUAUUGCCUCUCCUGCCUCUUUGCCCAGGGGCUGCCUGCCUAUGCUCUGGUUUGUCAAGGUAUCUCAGACUUGGCUGUUAAGAAGCGGAUGGAUUCAAGGAGGACUUUGGCCAAGAUCUCUGAGGUCCGUUUCCCCGGGGCACGCCUCUUCCCCCUGGACUCAGACCAGGAUGCAGCACUGCUGGUCAGACACCUGGGAACACAGAGACAGAGAAGGCUGGGCUUCCGCUCCCGACGCUCUCACCUUCUCGCCCAGCGUGUCUCCUACACGCCCAACAGCUCAGAGUGCGGACCCUCUACGGGCCUUGGUACUCUGUGUGUGUCUGGGUAUGUCCGAGGUCGCCCUCUGCAGGUGGAUAGACUGGUGUACAUCGCUGGGUUUGGAGACUUCCAGCUUAGUCAGAUCGAUGCGCCCAUGGAUCCUCUGCCCCUCAAUAUCACAAGCCCUCGCUCUGCCAAGCCGGGAAAGGGAGGAGAUGUAGACAUGCAGGAUGCCGGUGUUGAUGAUGAGGUGUCAGUGCGGGUGCUGAUGAAGGCAGACCCAGCUCGUGUGGAGAGUCUACAGGCUGAGGCAGUGAUUGACCCUAUGGAUGGAGAACAAACCUGGCCCACUGAGACUGAACUGCUGGAGGCUGAAGAAGCCAGAAAAAUAAAGCGUGUUAUGAAGGUCCCCAAGGGUAUGUCAGACUACCAAGCCACAUGGAUUGUGGAUGAGGACAAUGAGAAUGUCAAGGAGGAGGAAGAGAGCACUGAUGAUGAUGAUGAUGACGAUGAAGAUGCGAUGAUGGAGGAGUCCAUAGAUGGCGAGGACCUUGAUUCUCAAUUGGAUACUGCCUCAGGUUUUGGCUCAGAGGAAGAGGAUGAGGAGGAGGAAGAGCUGCUUACCACAUCAGACAAGGGUGGAGCUGACCAGCGCUAUGAUGAGCACAUAGAUGAGGUGGAGGAAGGGGAGGGGUUAAAACGCUACCGGGAGGCUCGAUCUAAUGAGAUGUUUCCAGAUGAGGUGGACACACCUCUAGACAAAUCAGCUAAGACCAGGUUCCAGCGCUACAGGGGGCUGAAGAGUUUCCGCUCGUCCCCUUGGGAUCCCAUGGAGAACCUGCCUGUGGACUACUCACGUAUCUUCCAGUUCCAGAGCUUUGAGAGAACCCGACGCCGCGUACUCGCUGAGGCUGCCCAGGAGGAUCAGGGGGCCCUGGUGGGCUGGUAUGUGACUCUCCAUGUCGUGGAUGUUCCCCCUGCUGUGAUGGAGUCUGUACAGGCAGGCAGGCCUUUGGUGCUGGUGUCCUUACUGCCACAUGAACAGAAGAUGUCAGUGAUGCACAUGCUGGUGAGGAGACACCCCAGUAACACAGAGCCUGUCAAGUCUAAAGAGGAGCUGAUAUUCCACUGUGGCUUCAGGAGAUUCAGGGCCUGCCCCAUAUUCUCCCAGCACACAUCAGCCGACAAGCACAAGUUGGAGCGUUUCCUUCAGCAUGACGCCCCCACUGUGGUUUCUGUAUAUGCUCCCAUCACAUUCCCCACUGCUGGGGUAAUGGUCUUCAAACAGAGGGAGAAUGGCAUGCAGGACCUUGUAGGGACAGGCACUCUGCUGAGCUGUGACCCCCAGCGGGUGGUACUGAAAAGAAUCGUGUUGAGUGGGCACCCCUUCAAGAUCAACCGCCGUUCCGCUGUCGUCCGAUACAUGUUCUUUAACAGGGAUGACAUCUUGUGGUUCAAGCCUGUUGAACUGAGAACCAAGUGGGGCCGGAGAGGACACAUCAAGGAGGCUCUAGGUACUCAUGGACACAUGAAGUGUGUGUUUGACAGCCAGUUGAAGUCUCAGGAUACUGUCAUGAUGAACCUCUAUAAGAGAGUCUACCCUCGCUGGACAUAUGACCCCCAUGUGCCUCGACCUCUGCCCUGGGUCAAGGGGGAAGGGACUCAAGUGCCGGAUGAUUUUGACAUGGAUUAACAGUGCUCUGUGCUUCAGGGGAUGGUGUGCAGAGAUGCAUUUGCUUGGACUGUGACAAUGACAUGUUCACAUCAAGAGCUGCAUUGUCAUUUGUAUUAAAUAAAAACAAUUAGACUAUCA